AUGAUGCGGAAUAGAUCCCCACCCUCCCCCCCAGGGGAAUCCCCAGAUCUGAUCCUGGUCCCAGCCACAGCCUCAGAGCGCAUUGCCUCAAUCAAGUUGAACAGCGUCGCCUGGAAAGGGCCCCUAGAUGUGGAAACAUAUAUAGAGCGCGAGAACCAUCUUCUCCAACAACGGCUGACACGCGAUGGCCUAACCUGCUGGAUCCUAGUGGACCGCAACGAGCCCGAGGACAAGCGCACAAUCCUCAGCUCAUGCGAGUCGUAUAGAAAGACAGCGCUGCUCGCGCACAACGGGCAGGUGGAGAAAGUUUCUACGUACGGCGUGGGCAGUGUCUACUGCCGGCCUGCUUUCCGCGGGAAAGGGUACGCAAAGCGGAUGCUGGAAGAGCUGAGCAUUAAACUCGAGACGUGGGAAAUGGAGAAAGAGCCACGGCGGAAGUCGCUGUUUACGGUGCUUUUCUCAGAUAUCGGGAAGAAGUUCUAUGCUCAAUUUGGGUGGCGGCCGUUCUCGUCUUCCCAUAUGUCUUUACCGGCUGCUACGGGUGCGCUGGAGAACGCUGUUACGAGGGAUCUAUUUGCUGAGGAUGUUCACAAGUGUUUGUGCAGUGAGACUGUACUUGCCAAGCUGCGCGAGCAGAUGCGUCUGGCGUCGCAGAAGGCAAGCGUCAAGGGCGCUGGUGAUGACCAGGCUCGCGUGUACUGCGCUUGGAACCGGAACUUCGGCGAAACACCCGAGGAUAAUGUCCUCUAUAUUCUUCGGUGGGUGUACGAUGACCCCGCGUCUCCGGCGGAGGAGCAGGCCACUGUCCAGGCUAUGGCUGCUAUCCUCCGACGAGCACAACAAGAGGCGCACGAAUGGAACAUGAGCAAGGUUGAAUUCUGGAACCCUACUCCUCUUUUGCAGAAGGCCGUGGCUUUGGUGGACCCGAAGGCUGAGCUCGUGCACCGCGAAAAGGAGAGCAUCGCCAGUUUACGGUGGACUGGCGAGGAGCAAGGAUUGGGCAAGGAUGUGGAGUGGUGGUUGAACGAGAAGUACACUUGGUGCUAA
Molecule: messenger RNA, 1047 nt
Organism: Penicillium mononematosum
Lineage: Eukaryota; Fungi; Ascomycota; Eurotiomycetes; Eurotiales; Aspergillaceae
Exons: 3
Coding region: 1-1047 (348 amino acids)
Source: RefSeq, a predicted model, not a curated record